Messenger RNA from Capsella rubella, 1762 nucleotides. RefSeq lists its product as uncharacterized. The coding region runs from base 51 to 1481 and encodes 476 amino acids. The record is from RefSeq and is a predicted model, not a curated record. NCBI's taxonomy places the organism in Eukaryota, Viridiplantae, Streptophyta, Magnoliopsida, Brassicales, Brassicaceae. The transcript has a single exon.
UAAAAGGUCGCUUCUCAUAGCUUCCUCGACUUUGCUUCGCGGUGGUGGCAAUGGCUGCUUCUUCUUCGUUUUUUCCUCUUUCUCAUCGAAUCUGGGUUUUCCCUCUUAUCAUCUUCUUUCUCUUAUCUUCGGACGCGGCGGCGCUCAAAAAUAUUGGUCCCGGCGAGCCAACUCUGAGUGUUAGCCUUACUCCGUGUGAGCGAGUCCAAGUUUCAGGCUAUUCGAGAACCAAAUUAGGAAAAUAUGCUAACUCUGUUAGGGUAAACUUGGUUCCAAUCCCAGAGAGGCAACACAGCAAAAUCCAAGUUUGUGUUCACCGCAACGCUACACUUAGAAUGUGCCAGUGUGAGAAAUCUAAUUGGAAAAAUCUUCAGAGAGGGAUCUGGAGCAGCUCUGUAAUGUCUCCGUAUGAUAAACUCUACAUUGAUGUGAGAUUCAGUGGUAGCGAGUAUGAAUCGUCUGGUUCAAGGGUCACCAUCAACGUCACAGAAGAUUUUCAAAAAUGGCGGAUUUUUUGUCUUGUGGCUGGACUCGUUGUGAUCUUGGUAGCACCAGGUGUUAGCAGCUGGCUACCUUUUUAUUAUACAAGUUCUAUGGCAGUUGGCGUUUUUCUAGUAGUUUUGAUCAUUAUCUUCCAGGUUAUGAGGAUAUUGCCGACUGGGAGGAAGAAUGUUAUGUAUCUUGCGUUUUAUGGAUCUGUGGUUGGUGCUGGAUCUUUCAUUCUACAUCAAUUCUCAAUGAUGGUCAACGUGAUUCUUGUUAAUUUUGGCUUGAGUGAGGAUAUGUAUAAUCCGGUUGCGAUCCUUGUGCUUGUUGGGAUAGUUAUUACUGGAGCUGCUUUUGGAUUCUGGACUGUGAGAAAAUUUGUGGUUUCGAAGCAUGGAGGUGUGGAUGCUAGUGUUGCUCAGUUUGUGAAAUGGGCGAUGCGUUCUGUUGCUGCUACGUUUAUUUUACAGAGCAGCCUUGAUAUCCCUUUGACAAUUGGAGCUUUUGUUUUAGCUUGCUUGAUCGGUUUUGUUGUCAGCAAAAUGAACGGCAUUGUAGUUCAAAGACUUUGGCUGGCUUCAGCUGACACUGGUGAGAGACGUCCAAUGCAUGGAAGAGCGGAGUUCCUUAGUCGCCCUGGAGGUGGACUGUGGAAGAGUGGUAGAACUGUACCUUCAUCUUCUGGCUCUCCUUCUUAUGGUAUGAUCUCACCGUCUUCAGUUAACCGGAGAACACCGAUCAGAAAUCAAGAUUACUAUUCUACAUACCACAGAACGCCAAACCAGAAGAAGAUGUCGAAGAGAGAGUAUGAAGAGUUGACACGAGAAACGACACGAGAAGCAAUGGCAGGACUUGCAGCUUCUCCAGGAUUCAGUGAUUGGUUAGUUGAGCAUGCUGACAGAAUCAAGUUGCUUCCCACUGAUAGCUAUGAUGACGAAUUGGGUAGCGAAUCAGAUUCAACCGGUGAACAAUCCUGGACAGGUUUUUUCUGGUAGAGAAUUAACACCUUUGAGGCAACUCUUGACUACUUGCACGACACAUACUACUUAUUAUUAACUUGGCAUGAAUCAGAACGUUGUAAGGGUUUUACCGCAUUCAGAGAAUUUAGGGGUAGGUACGAGUUAGGUUUAGAAUCACUCUUUGUAUAAUUUACAAUUUUCCAAUUCUAAGCAGCUCAGGUAUUAGUUACGCAAUUGUGUAGUGAUGAAUUUGGUCCUUUUGUUUCUCCCAUAAUUGUUGGUCAAAAACAAUGAAAGUGAAACUGUUCUUUGACAAA